AUGACAAAGACCAGAUUCUCGUCAAUCGAUAUUAGGACCACUGUUUGCAAUCUGCAGAGGUCUGUCAUUGGCCUGCGAUUGGCCAACAUCUAUGACCUCAGUCCUAGAGUGUUCUUGUUGAAGCUAUCAAAGCCUGACAACAAGAAGACACUGAUCAUCGAGUCUGGUAUUCGUAUACACUCUACCAACUUUACCCGUGACAAGGGUGACCAUACUCCAGCUCCAUUCUCAAUCACUCUUAGAAAGUACCUCAAGACCAAGAGAUUGGAGAGUGUCAAACAACUGGGUGUGGACAGAAUAGUGGACUUUACCUUUGGAUCAGGUGUCGCAACACAACAUCUCAUCAUUGAGUUGUUCUCUAUUGGUAACAUCAUUCUUACAGAUGGAGACUACAAAGUGUUGGCCAUUCUCAGAACACAUCAGUUCAAGGAGAGUGACAACAUUGCUGUGGGCGACGUCUACCCUGUGGACAACUGCAAGCAACCAUCGACCUUUACCACCGAGCUCAUUGAACAAAUCCUGACACAGCAGGAAGACAAGAAGGAAACACUAAAGCAGGUGUUCAACAAGAGCCUUGACUUUGGUCCAGAGCUCAUCGAACACUGUCUGCUCUCUGCUGGUCUUCAGUCCAAUCUCAGAAUCGAACAGUACGAGCCAGAGAAGUACAACCAGGCACUGAUCGAGUCAUUCAAGGAGGGUCAAAAGAUCUAUGAUGUAGCCGGUCCAUCCAAAGGAUACAUUGUGCUCAAACCACCCAAGGAGAAUAAGCCUCAACAACAGGCCAAGAAGCAAAAGGAGGCCGCAGCUCUACCCACAUCAGAUGAGCCACCAAAAGAGCUGGUCGUCUACGAAGAGUUUGUGCCAUUCCUCUACAAGCAGUAUCAGACAAAGAAGUACCUAGAGUAUGACUCGUUCGAUCUGGCCGUGGACCAGUUCUUCUCAGAGAUCGAGUCGCAGAAAGUGGAGCAGCAGCGCAUUGCCCAGGAACAGACAGUACUAAAGAAGUUGGACAAGGUGCGAGAUGACCAACAGCGCAGAAUCGACUCGUUGUAUGCCGCCGAGGCCGACAACCAGAGGAAGGCCCAACUCAUCGAGGCCAACCUGCAGGAGGUGGACCAAUGUAUCCUCAUCAUCAGAAGUGGUGUGGCUGCAUCCAUGGACUGGACCACUCUUGCCCAGAUGCUCAAGGAGGAGAAGAAGAAGAAUCCAUACUCUGUGGCCAACAAGAUACACAAGCUCAAACUCGAGACCAACCAGAUCUCCCUUGCCCUCACAGACGCCUUCCUCUAUGACGACAAUCAGGAUGGUGACGAGAGUGACGACAGUGAUGAGGAUGAUAACAGUGACAACGACGGUGAUGACAGCAAACAGAAGGAGAGAAACAAAAAGCACAACGACAAGGAGGCCAGGAAACCAACACUGAUCGAUGUCGACCUGUCAUUGACGGCGUUUGCCAAUGCCAGAGAGUACUAUGACAGCAAGAAACACUCUCAUGAGAAGGCACAAAAGACUAUUCAACAGGCAGACUUUGCACUCAAGGCUGCUGAAAAGAAGAGUCGACAGCAGUUGGGUGAGGUGAAGGCCAAGGCCUCAAUGAUCCAGAUGCGCAAGGUGUUCUGGUUUGAGAAGUUCCACUGGUUCAUCAGCUCGGACAACUACCUUGUAAUCAGUGGAAAGGACGCCCAGCAGAAUGAGUUGCUCUUUAAGAAGUACAUGGAGAAGGAUGACAUCUACGUUCAUGCCGACAUCUUUGGUUCGACGUCAUGUCUGAUCAAGAACCAGAAGGGUGGCCCAAUUCCACCCAACACCCUGAUCCAAGCUGGAACAAUGACUAUGUGUUACAGUAAUGCUUGGUCGGCCAAGGUCGUCACGAGUGCCUACUGGGUCUAUGCAAACCAAGUCAGCAAGACUGCCCCGUCCGGUGAGUUCCUCACCACUGGAUCCUUCAUGAUUCGUGGCAAGAAGAACUAUCUCCCGCACUCACAGCUGGUGAUGGGAUUUGGUUUCAUGUUCAAGAUAGAUGACAGCUGCAUUGCCAACCACGUCGGAGAGAGAUCCCCUUCAUAUGGCCAAGGUGAUGCUGACGAUGAUGAUGACAUUUCAAACGAGCCAGCUGGCGAAGAUGGCACCGGAGAGAAGAAGCUGCGAAAGUUUGAGAGGGCCAAACUAAAGAAGGAGCAGGAGGAGGAAGCCUUUGCCGAGAUGGAUGGUAUGGAGGUGUCCGAUCAGAUCACCUCGACUACAGUCUCCACAAAGGCACAGCCUGUGGCAUCACUCGGUCAGUCGACAGACAGCUCCAACAAGUACCGUAUCAAACUGGUCAGUAGUUUCCACGAGGAUGAGGAGAAGACUGAACAAGCCAAGGAGACCCAACAGCAAAGUGGUAUCGAGGAAACGAUCACACAAUCAAAGGGUGACAAUCAGAAGAACAAGUCGCACAUGACUGCCUUUGAGAGAAGACAACAGAAAAAGGGUGGUCCAGGAGACAAUGAGGAGGACACUGAGACACCGGUAGCACAACAACAACAACAGCAAAAGCAGCAACAACAACAAACCUCUGCUGCAAAGGAGAAGAAGGGCGAGCCAACCAAGCAUCUUCUGCCUAGUCAGAAGAACAAGCUGAAAAAGAUCAAGGAGAAGUACGGUGACCAAGAUGAAGAGGAGAGACAAGAGAGAAUGAAGUUGCUUGGCUCAGCUGGCAGCAAGAAGGAGGACAAGAAGAAGGACAAGAAGGGUCAGAAGGGAAAGCAACAACAGACUCCUGCCAAAAAGACAGACAACAGCAAACAAGAGUCAAAGCCAAAGGCAACGGGAGAGAAGGAGAGCGCUCAAAAGGUGGAGACCACAACAGAUACAAAGGAUAUUCAAACCAAGUUGCAGGACUUGGUUUUCAAGCAAGAGGACACAAUGACUGCCACCCCCACAACGUCGACUACAUCCACCACCACCACUCAGCCACUGUCCACAGAAGAACAAACAUCUGACAAUGAGGAGGACGAGGAUGACAACAACAACAACAACAACAAUGGAGAGGAGAAGUCUAGAAAAGGAAGAAAGGAGAAGAGAGAGGAUAAGAUGAAGGAACAAGAGGAGAUCAAACAGUUGUUGGAGGAGGAGAACAUGGCAGCGGCCUCUAUCGACUCGGAGAAUGUCACCAACAUUGACACACUCACUGGUCAGCCAUUGGAAAACGACAUUCUUCACUUUGCCAUCCCAGUGGUUGGACCGUACACAAUCUUCACCAACUACAAGUACAAGGUCAAGCUGACUCCUGGACAGCUCAAGAGAGGAAAGGCCGCCAAGCAAGCCAGUGCGGCGCUCCUACAGAAUCCAAACAUGUCCAAGAGAGAGAAGGAGCUGAUCAAGAACAUCAAGGACGAGGAACUCACCGCCAACAUGUUGGCUGAUGUCAGACUGCACGCACCCAAUCUUCUGGCCUCCAAGAAGAAGGAGAAGCAGCUCAAGAAAGAGAAAGCCAUUGAGAAGGCAAAUGAGGAGGCACAACUGAAAGAGGAGAAGAAGCAGCCACAACCAACACAGGUCGGACAACAAUCACAAAAAUCAAGCACUGCUGCAAAGAAGUGA
Acytostelium subglobosum LB1 is the source of this 3585-nucleotide messenger RNA. RefSeq lists its product as hypothetical. NCBI's taxonomy places the organism in Eukaryota, Evosea, Eumycetozoa, Acytosteliales, Acytosteliaceae. Gene Ontology annotation, biological process: rescue of stalled cytosolic ribosome; ribosome-associated ubiquitin-dependent protein catabolic process. The record is from RefSeq and is a predicted model, not a curated record. Gene Ontology annotation, molecular function: tRNA binding; ribosomal large subunit binding. The coding region runs from base 1 to 3585 and encodes 1194 amino acids. The transcript is spliced from 3 exons. Gene Ontology annotation, cellular component: RQC complex.